Styela clava is the source of this 849-nucleotide messenger RNA. Lineage: Eukaryota; Metazoa; Chordata; Ascidiacea; Stolidobranchia; Styelidae. The record is from RefSeq and is a predicted model, not a curated record.
GCGAAUACUGCUUCGCCAUUGUGAAUUCAAAGUCGAACCCCCCUUACGGCUCGUCAAGAGUGCAGGAAAAGUUUCAAAGGAUACCUGGCUAGAUUUCACGACGUCGCAUCUCUUCGUUCAUUAGCGAAGAAAAUCAAAAUCAAUACAAAACGAAUCUGGAUCGAUAUGGUUUCAAAACCAAAUGGAAAUUGGAUUUGGUCAGACGGAUCGACUGUUAGUCCUUCCGUUCUAGGCGAAAUCUAUUCUGACGAUCCGGGGUCGUCUGGUUCAGGAUAUUGUGGAGCAUUGACUGACCAGUCUACACCGGAAUAUUCAAAGUGGAAAGGAGAGUUGUGCACAGCUAAUCAUGAAUAUAUCUGCCAAGCACCGAAACUUGAUGUUGAUUUGGGUGACUGCGUCAACAGCACGUUCCGACAAAACAACAAGUGUUAUGCAGUUUCUGAUGACGUCAUGACGUUUACAUCUGCCAUAAACUUUUGCGAGAUGACACACCAUGGACACUUGGCGUCGCUAGAGAGCUUAGAAUUAGCCGUAUCGACAGGAAAUUACUUUGACAUGAAACGGUCUGAGUUAGACAACGUUCGUGUCUGGUUGGACAUUAAAUGGAGUGAAGAAAAUAAAAUGUGGCAACACUCAGACGGAGAGAAGGUGACGGCGUAUGAAGAGAACUGGUAUUCAACACAGAAAGUAUUCGCAAACGGAAGAACCCACGUUGUGCUUGACCAAAGCGUAGAUUGGAAAUGGAGAUCGAGGCUUCCAACUUGGAAAGCUUAUGUUGUGUGUGAAGUUGGAAAAAAAACAACCGAACAUAUUGAAAUAGACGGUAUAUUAAAGAAGGCGAUAUAUUGA